GUUCCGAUCUUGGCUCAACUUCUUCCACAGCACCGAGAGAAAAAAGUCCUUGUUGGUAUUUUUGCCAAUUUCGCUUUUACCUCCUUCAACUCCUUUUCUUCCUGUUGCCGAUACGUUGUGACCCGGAAAAAGGCCUUCAAGAGCCAUCCUAUUGCCUCUACUGCACCUGCCUUCGAUUCCGAAUCAGGCCCCUUGUCGAUCACCAUGUCGACAGCUGCCCGACGCCGUUUGAUGCGCGACUUCAAGCGUAUGCAGACCGAUCCUCCUGCGGGGGUUUCCGCAUCUCCCAUUCCCGACAAUGUCAUGACCUGGAAUGCCGUCAUUAUAGGACCAGCCGACACACCGUUUGAAGAUGGAACAUUCCGCCUCGUCAUGCAGUUUGAAGAACAAUACCCCAACAAGCCUCCCCAGGUCAAGUUCAUCAGCCAGAUGUUCCACCCCAACGUCUACGCCACUGGCGAGCUGUGCUUGGACAUUCUACAAAACCGAUGGAGCCCAACCUAUGAUGUCGCUGCUGUUUUAACCAGCAUUCAAAGUCUACUCAACGACCCCAACACCGGCUCACCAGCGAAUGUGGAGGCUUCGAACCUAUACAAAGACAAUCGAAAGGAGUAUACUAAGCGCGUACGAGAGACUGUUGAGAGAAGCUGGGAAGACUAAAAGAGCUCAUGAUAAGCUUGGAAUGGCGAGGGCAUGUGCUUGGGCGGCAUCCGGGCAACCACCUAUCCGCUUCAGGUAGCUGAAAGGGAACGUGGACCUAGCCUGCAUCGGCUUCGUGCCGUAUCCCAGAGACUGGCCCCCAACGGAAAGAAGGGAAGGAUUCAUUGCAGGCGUUUUGGUGCACGAGAUUGAACUGGUUAUACCAAGGAAGGGGGGACGAUUGUUCUCGUAUCAUGUCUUGUUAUUUUCUACCUAGGAUUCAAGCGUUUGUUUUUGGCAUCAUCACCACUCUGAUGGAGAUAACCAAAUAAUACUUCAGUGGCAACG
Molecule: messenger RNA, 987 nt
Organism: Trichoderma virens Gv29-8
Lineage: Eukaryota; Fungi; Ascomycota; Sordariomycetes; Hypocreales; Hypocreaceae
Exons: 4
Coding region: 205-660 (151 amino acids)
Biological process (GO): DNA repair; protein polyubiquitination; proteasome-mediated ubiquitin-dependent protein catabolic process
Cellular component (GO): HULC complex
Molecular function (GO): ubiquitin conjugating enzyme activity
Source: RefSeq, a predicted model, not a curated record